GGCGGGGCGGCCCCGAGCCAUGUGGCGUGGACCGGAAGCGGAAGCGCGCAAGGUCGGAAGUCGUAUUAGAGGAGGCGGCGGGUUCUCCCUGAGCGGUAGCGGCGGAUCAAGAUGUCGAUCGAAAUCGAGUCCUCCGAGUGUUGUGAUCCGGCUAAUCAUGCAGUAUCUGAAAGAGAACAGCCUCCACCGAGCCCUCGCUACCCUUCAGGAGGAAACCACUGUAUCCCUCAACACUGUGGACAGUAUUGAGAGCUUUGUGGCUGACAUCAACAGUGGGCAUUGGGACACAGUGCUGCAGGCCAUACAGUCGCUGAAGCUGCCCGACAAGACUCUUAUUGAUCUCUACGAGCAAGUUGUACUGGAGUUGAUUGAGCUCCGGGAACUAGGUGCUGCCAGGUCUCUCCUGAGACAAACAGAUCCCAUGAUCAUGCUAAAACAAACACAGCCAGAGCGGUACAUCCACCUCGAAAACCUUCUGGCCAGAUCUUACUUUGAUCCUCGUGAGGCAUACCCAGAUGGAAGUAGCAAAGAGAAGCGGAGAGCUGCUAUUGCACAAGCUUUAGCGGGAGAAGUCAGCGUGGUACCUCCAUCUCGUCUUAUGGCGUUGUUGGGACAGGCACUGAAAUGGCAGCAGCAUCAGGGCCUGCUUCCUCCUGGUAUGACGAUUGACUUGUUCAGAGGCAAAGCAGCUGUGAAAGAUGUGGAAGAAGAAAAGUUCCCCACACAGCUGAGCAGACAUAUUAAGUUUGGGCAGAAGUCGCAUGUGGAAUGCGCUCGCUUUUCCCCAGAUGGACAGUACUUGGUUACUGGCUCUGUUGAUGGUUUCAUUGAAGUAUGGAACUUCACUACUGGAAAGAUUAGGAAGGAUCUGAAGUACCAGGCACAAGAUAAUUUUAUGAUGAUGGAUGAUGCAGUGCUGUGCAUGUGCUUCAGCAGAGAUACAGAAAUGCUGGCAACUGGAGCACAAGACGGCAAGAUCAAGGUGUGGAAAAUCCAGAGUGGUCAGUGUCUGAGAAGAUUUGAACGAGCACACAGUAAAGGUGUUACAUGCCUCAGUUUCUCUAAAGACAGCAGCCAAAUCCUUAGUGCUUCUUUUGAUCAGACAAUCAGGAUUCAUGGUUUAAAAUCUGGGAAGACUUUAAAGGAAUUCCGUGGACAUUCUUCAUUUGUUAAUGAAGCUACUUUUACUCAGGAUGGCCACUACAUUAUCAGUGCAUCCUCUGAUGGCACAGUGAAGGUUUGGAAUGUGAAGACAACAGAGUGCUCAAACACCUUCAAAUCUCUUGGCAGUACUGCUGGGACAGACAUUACAGUGAACAGUGUCAUUCUGCUGCCUAAAAACCCAGAACACUUCGUUGUGUGCAACAGAUCGAAUACAGUUGUCAUUAUGAAUAUGCAAGGACAAAUUGUAAGAAGUUUUAGCUCUGGUAAGAGAGAAGGUGGUGACUUCGUCUGCUGUGCACUUUCACCUCGUGGUGAAUGGAUCUACUGUGUUGGUGAAGACUUUGUGCUCUAUUGCUUUAGCACAGUGACUGGCAAGCUGGAGAGAACUCUGACUGUUCAUGAAAAAGAUGUCAUUGGCAUUGCUCAUCACCCCCACCAGAACCUGAUUGCCACUUACAGUGAAGAUGGCCUCCUCAAGCUCUGGAAGCCAUAGCUUGAUUUUACAAGGACUGAAGAAAUGUGCCUGUUAGUUGCAGGUUAUUGGUGUUUGUGCUUUAACAAGGUCUGAAUGCACAGAGUGUGAUAUUUGCUCCAUUUUCUGUUCAGGUUUCCAGAGAAUGAAAUUUUUACUACUUGAUCUAAGGUUAGGUAGAUUUAUGCUUAAAUAUAGCAUCAGUUAAAUAGUUGUAUUUUUUCCAGAGUUGCUGAAGCAACUUCAGUGACAGUUUUUUAACUGUCUCCUGAAAUCUGUUCUCUUCCAACAGUAGUGUUUAUAAAAGUUGAACAAGCUGGGAACUAUACGCACUUACAAGUGGUUGCUGACUUCCUAGAAUACAGUAAAAUGCUUUUUUUGAGUGAAUUAGCUGAAAUGGGAAAGCUUUCUCUUUUCCAUUGCUGAAACAAAAUCAGAGUUUUCCUGGAAUGCAGAUGAGGCUUUUCUGUCCUCAGCUUGAAGGUAGAGUGUUUUCUAGUCCUGUUGGUUUUGCUGUGUUCAGAUUUCACUGUAAUUAUUCCGGUAUUUUAUGUAUGUAUUAAUAUACAUACAUAAUACAUGUCACAUAGCUUCCUCAGAAUGAAACUAUUCUUCCCCAUCUCCUAGUACUUCCUGCUGUAAACCUGCCUAACAUGGCAGUGAGAUGUAGGGUGGUUUUUUGGGAGGCAGGUUGUUUGUUUAAUUCCUAGGUUUUUUACUUCCUUAGAUACGGCAAUAAAGUUGUUUUUUAGGUAGCAAAGGGGGAUUAUUUUUUAGGUAGCAAAGAGGGAUUAUUUUUUAGGUAGCAAAGAGGGAUUAUUUUUCCUGCCUGAAAAGACACAGGUGUUUCAGAAACAUUUGACAGUAAUACAUCUGACAAGCUCCACUGGGAGGUAGUUAGUACUUUUGAUACAGGAGAAGAUCUUGACAAUUUUUUUUUAGUAUUAUUCACAUUGCUUUCAGAUUACACAGAACUACUAAUCCUCAAUGUAAACUGUAUCUUACGUUGUUCUUUAGAAGAAGAGUAGUUGUAGCAAAUAGAACUGUCAGAAUCCUGAAUGUUUAAAGAUUGAAAUAAAUUCUGCAGCUUAAAACUGAGAAAAUCUGUCAUUUCUUAUGCUUUUUAUUCAAGAAUUUGAGUUCCUUGCAUCAAGUACUCAAAACAAAAACGCAAAAUGUGCUAUUACUUACAAACAGGCAAUGGUAAAACUUAACUCUUGGGCUGCAGCUGUGAUUUGUAAAAUAGCAGGUGGCAUAAAAGUACAAUGGUAAUCGUAAAAAUGUUAUUUUUUUUUAAAAUGUGUUGAUCUUUUAUAAUGUAAUCUAGGAAGACAUGUUAUCUCUGGAGAAUCGGCCAGGUAUUACACCACUGACCUGUAUGUAGGACUUGAACAAGGCAACAUCUAGUGCUGUAACUAAUCAUAUUAAAGAGAACGUUAUUCACCUG
Molecule: messenger RNA, 3083 nt
Organism: Falco peregrinus (peregrine falcon)
Lineage: Eukaryota; Metazoa; Chordata; Aves; Falconiformes; Falconidae
Gene: SMU1
Product: SMU1 DNA replication regulator and spliceosomal factor
Exons: 12
Coding region: 20-1657 (545 amino acids)
Biological process (GO): mRNA splicing, via spliceosome
Cellular component (GO): precatalytic spliceosome
Molecular function (GO): protein binding
Source: RefSeq, a predicted model, not a curated record